UGAAAGCAAUAUGUCUGCUUCCACGGAAAAGUGCACAUGCAAAUACGAUUCGUGCAGUAGUAGUAGUUUAACGCGAAACUUGGGAAGUGACAUUAUGCUGUGUGCGCUGUAACCUCUCGUUACUCUCGUUCUGCGUAAAAGUUAAACGCGACAAUGCGUGUUCUCAGACCGUUGCUACCUCUCGCAAAGCUUGGAAAGCAAGUCUUUGCUCCCGCUCGACACUUCAGGGAAGGUACUCAUCGCCUGUUCGACCUCGACGUCGAAUUCUACGCGGACGUCGCGAACCACGACCUUAUCACGAAGAACCUCACGAGGAGGGGAUGCGUGGCGGACUUGGACGAAAUCAGAGACCUCUGGGAACAGCUGAAAGGCAGGCACAGAAGCGAACAAAUGCGAAUCGAUCUCUCGCGGGCCAUCGCAAGGCUGCCCAACAUGACACACCCCGAAGUGCUAGAAAGGGAAGGCGACGAACCAGUCGUCGUGGAUGUCAUUGGCGAAAAACGGCAAAUGGACUUCGUUCCCAGGCGCUUUGAAUAUCUCAUGUCGAGAUUGGGCUUGCUACAGGCAGAUCCGAACUACAACGUCAUGUACGGUGAGCGUGCUUAUUUCUUCCGUGGCGACCUGGCCCGUAUGGAAGAAGCGCUCAUCAAUUUCACCGUAGACAAGCUCUUAAGUAAGGGCUUCACUCCAGUGUACGUGCCGGAUUUACUGCAUCCGGAACACAUUGAAGCGUGCGGCAUGCGUACGACUGGAGUUCGGAACCAGGUGUAUCGGCUCAGGACUAACUGGGGCACCGAGGUGUGCCUCGCUGGAACGGCGGAGAUGGGUUUGGCCAACAUGUACCGCGACCGUUGCCUAGAUAUGUCUGAGCUGCCGCAGCGCCUGAUGGCAGUCAGCCGCUGCUAUCGGGCUGAAAUUUCGUCGACAAAGGAAGAGAAAGGCAUCUACCGGGUCCACCAGUUCAACAAGGUGGAAAUGUUUGGCUUUGCACCACCGGGCCAGAGCGCUGUCUUGCGGAAGGAGUUUGUCGAGAUUCAGAAGGAGAUAUGCCGAGAUCUCAAACUCCACGUUCAGCUUUUAGACAUGCCACCCAUCGAUCUUGGGCUGCCGGCCUACCGCAAGUUAGACAUGGAAGCCUGGAUGCCAGGCAUGUCGAAGGUAUGGCGAGAUCAGCAGUGCUUCAGGACUGCACCUGAUUACCAGAGCCGCAGGCUAGGCAUCACAUGUCGGCAAACAUUGGAAGGGCCACCGUCUUAUGUGUUCACCACCAAUGGCACGGCGCUUGCAGUUCCGAGAAUGCUCAUAGCCAUUGUCGAGAACUACCAGCAAAAGGACAAUUCAGUGGUCAUCCCCGAUGUAUUAAGAAAGUACAUGGAUGACAAAGCCCUCAUGGAACAGUGUGGCACGGAACGGACACCACGAUCAGUGCCAUUUUAUUUCAUGGAGAACAGGUAACAUUGAGGUCUGUCUUUGAAGCAGAGUUGAGUUGGUGACUUCAGUUUACUGCUCUAGAUGGGUAAUUUGAACACGUUGUGUGGUAAUAGAAGAAAAAAGACUGGUUAACAAAACUUGUGGAUGUGAAUAUUUGUGGCACAGUUAUUCAAUAGGUCUCUUCUUUUUGCAGUGUGUAUUCGACAGUGAUGUUCAUGAAAAUUGUGUACCAUUUUCAUUCACACUGAAUGGUUGUUAUUGAAAUCGGUGUUGAACAUCUAGCGACUUUAUUUUUAAAUGGUCUGAGAGUCAUUGAGGGAAACAGCACAUUGAAUGCAUGCUCCUACCAAGCAUAAUAAGUAUGCAGGGACCAUUUGGAAGCUAUCUCAGAAUUGUUUCCAAUGUGUGCAUGUACAAGUUGUUCCAAGUUUAUGAAAGUACUCCGUGAGUGAGCCUAUAAUCUUGUUGCUAUAGAACUGGUAAAUAAAGUGUUCAUGUUCAAGGC
This is a messenger RNA of Rhipicephalus sanguineus (brown dog tick), 1936 nucleotides long. RefSeq names its product serine--tRNA ligase, mitochondrial (gene SerRS-m). Gene Ontology annotation, molecular function: serine-tRNA ligase activity; tRNA binding; ATP binding. The transcript is spliced from 2 exons. The coding region runs from base 154 to 1455 and encodes 433 amino acids. The record is from RefSeq and is a predicted model, not a curated record. NCBI's taxonomy places the organism in Eukaryota, Metazoa, Arthropoda, Arachnida, Ixodida, Ixodidae. Gene Ontology annotation, cellular component: mitochondrion. Gene Ontology annotation, biological process: mitochondrial seryl-tRNA aminoacylation.